Messenger RNA from Vicia villosa (hairy vetch), 1342 nucleotides. RefSeq names its product probable LRR receptor-like serine/threonine-protein kinase At1g06840. Lineage: Eukaryota; Viridiplantae; Streptophyta; Magnoliopsida; Fabales; Fabaceae. The record is from RefSeq and is a predicted model, not a curated record. Gene Ontology annotation, molecular function: ATP binding; protein kinase activity. The transcript is spliced from 4 exons. Bases 255 to 704 code for a protein of 149 amino acids. Gene Ontology annotation, biological process: protein phosphorylation.
CUGCUCAUAAUGUCUUAUGUGAGUUCCUUUGAUACUGAUUUCAUAACGUCUUAUGUAAGUUAUUUGGUUUGGUUCACUCUGUUUGAUCUUGUUUCAUUACUUUGGCUCAUUUUAUGAAGUGAUAUAGGGGUGAUAUCUGAAGAGUGGUUCAAUGAGAUGAGGAACAAUGCAUUAAGUACAAACUUUGAAUAAUUGAGCUCAUUUUGAAUUUUCUUUUGGGUUAUUUGUAUCUCCCAUGGUCAGCUAAAGGUCUCAUGUAUCUACACAAUGAAGUUGAUCCUCCCAUAUUUCACCGGGAUGUCAAGGCCAGCAACAUAUUAUUGGACUCAAAGCUCGCUGCAAAAGUGGCAGAUUUUGGACUUUCAUGGCUUGCCCCAGUUCCAGAUAUGGAAGGCAUUGUUCCUGGUCAUGUAUCUACAGUGGUAAAAGGGACACCGGGUUACCUUGAUCCGAAGUACUUCUUAACUCACAAGUUGACCGACAAGAGUGAUGUUUACAGUCUCGGUGUUGUGUUUCUUGAACUUUUGACCCGAAUGCAUCCUAUCUCACAUGGCAAAAAUAUUGUUAGAGAGGUCAUUCUUUCAUACCAAGCUGGCGUAAUAUUUUCAAUCAUCGACGAGCGAAUGGGGUCAGUAACAAUACUGAUGUGGGAUGUUGAUGCAAUUAUGUGCAUUUCUUGGAGCAGUUGUCCCGAAUUGGCUUAAUAGUAACUUAAAAUUCUUUGCUGUGUUAUCCUUCCGGCGUGUUUAGAAUUUCUUCUACCGUCAUUCACUCUCAGCCAGUUGACAUUUUUUUUGUGCUCCAGUCAUGUUUCAUUGUGAUUCAACCAGCUGCAGCUUCUCUGGUGAUGGUGAAACUCAUUCAUCCCUGCAAGUCCUUAUACAUGCUAGCUGUUAUAAACUUGUUAUUAAGUGAAUUAUUUCAAUUGGUACCAUUAAGAAGUUUGACUAACAUUGUGUUUUGUUUCUGUUUGAGAUCAUUUCUAUAGAGAAUAUUCAACAAAUAAUCAUUGUUAUUAAGUGAAUUAUUUCAAUUGGUACCGGUUUCUAUCACUAACCUUUAGAUGUGGCAUGGUUUGUAUGAUGCAAAUGGUUGAAAAUCAAAAGGUUGAGGAGGAAAAUCUACAAGAUCAAAUACAAAUGGUUGAAGAGGAUAAGGACAUAGAAAUGUUGCCAAAAUGAAAGCCAAAGAAGAAGAAGAAGAAAACUUAUAUAUGAAGAAAGUGUUAUGACUUAGUUAAAAUAUAAUUUUUAUGUGUAUGAUUUUAUAGUACUUGAAAUAUUAUGACUGUACAUGAUUUUCUAUACUUUUUGGUUAAUAUUAAAAAUAUUUUGACUUAGUU